AUGAGGGAUUCCACUGCAGCAGCAGUCGAAAGGUUUUUGACCAGCGAAGUGUUCCACACGGUUGGCGUACCGGAAAUACUGCAUUCCGAUAUUGGAAAACAAUUCGUGGGAAAGAAGUUUGCGGAUAUGAUACAGCUAGCCUACUUGGAUCAGGAUCACCGCGACUGGGACUUAUAUCUGCCCGAGAUAGAAACGGCUUUAAGAAGCUCGAUACACCAGGCCACCGGCUCUACACCGUAUUUUGCACUGUUUGGCCAGCAUAUUUUCACGAGUGGGGCUGAUUACCAGUUGGCAAGAAAGCUGCACUCGUUGGAGGACUGCCAAAUCCGGGAUCUAGAUCACGGAGAUAGGUUGGAACUGUUGCGCGAGUCGAUCCGCAGAAAUAUACAUAGAGCGCACGAGUCCAGCGCGCGAUACUAUAAUCGGACCACACGGCAGAUCACAUUCAAGCCAGGGCAAGAAAUCUUCCGAAGGAAUUUUGUGCAAAGUGACUUUGGAAAGAACUUUAAUGCGAAAUUCGCCAGAAAGUUUGUCAUGUGCAGGAUUCGCAGGCCCGUGGGUAAUCAUAUGUAUGAAGUGGAAGACAUGCGCGGAAAGCUCUGCGGGGUGUACCAUGUGAAGGAAUUAAAGCAGUAA
This is a messenger RNA of Drosophila gunungcola (fruit fly), 636 nucleotides long. RefSeq lists its product as uncharacterized. The record is from RefSeq and is a predicted model, not a curated record. The transcript has 2 exons. Lineage: Eukaryota; Metazoa; Arthropoda; Insecta; Diptera; Drosophilidae. Bases 1 to 636 code for a protein of 211 amino acids. Gene Ontology annotation, molecular function: nucleic acid binding.